Messenger RNA from Heteronotia binoei (common prickly gecko), 1767 nucleotides. Its product is annotated as vomeronasal type-2 receptor 26-like. Gene Ontology annotation, biological process: G protein-coupled receptor signaling pathway. Lineage: Eukaryota; Metazoa; Chordata; Lepidosauria; Squamata; Gekkonidae. Gene Ontology annotation, cellular component: membrane. The transcript is spliced from 5 exons. Gene Ontology annotation, molecular function: G protein-coupled receptor activity. The coding region runs from base 1 to 1767 and encodes 588 amino acids. The record is from RefSeq and is a predicted model, not a curated record.
AUGCACUCUUAUUGCAGCCAGGUGGCCAAAAACUAUCAAUGCAUCCUGGCCCUCGUGUUUGCCAUUAAUGAGAUCAACAAGGAUCCGGCACUCCUCCCCAACAUCACGCUGGGCUUCCGCAUCUUUGAGGACACCCGCUUUGCAACAAUGGCCUACCAGGCAGGCCUGUCAUUUCUCUCCACAGGAGACCAAAUUGUGCCUAACUACAGAUGCAACAGACGGGAGAAGCUGCUCUCUGUCACUGGAAGUCUCUACUCCAGAAUCUCAGUGCAGAUGGCCUCCCUCUUGGGCCUCUUCAAGAUCCCACAGAACUGUACAGAGAAGGAGGACAUUGAGACCCUCCCACCUUUUCUAUUUGAAAUGAGCAUGACUGGGAACAGCUAUAAUGUUUACAAUGCAGUCUAUUCCGUAGCACAUGCCCUGCAUGCCAUGUACACCUUUGCAUCAAGACGUGCAACGAUGGGGAAUGGCAAGAGGCUUCUGGAUGUUCAGCCAUGGCAGAUUCUUGCCUCUUUGAGGAGCAUCCAGUUCAACAACAGUGCUGGCGAGGAAGUGUUUUUCACUGGAAAUGAGAAGAGAUCAGCUGGCUAUGAUAUUCUGAACUUGGUCUUUUUCUCAAAUCAAUCUUCAGCUCAAGUGAAAGUUGGGAGAAUUGAUCCUAGGGCUCCCCCAGACAAAGAUUUCAUCAUUAAUGCCGAUUCAAUUGUUUGGGCUACCCAGAAGCUACCCUCUUCCAGGUGUGUGGAGAGCUGCCUGCCAGGGUACAGCAGAAAAGUUCUAGAAGGAAAGCCUCCUUGUUGUUAUGAAUGUCAACUUUGUCCAGAAGGGAUGAUUUCUAACCAUAUAGAUGCUGACCGUUGUGUCCCGUGUUCAAAGGAUCAAUAUCCAAACAAGAACAAAGUUAAAUGUAUCUCCAAGAACAUAAGCUUUCUUUCCUAUCAAGAGAUUUUGGGGACGGUGUUGGCUUCUCUUGCUCUUUUGCUGUCUCUGAUCACAGCCCUAGUCCUGGCAACCGUCAUUACAUAUCGAGGCACACCAAUUGUCAAAGCCAACAACAGAGAACUCACCUAUGUCCUCCUCAUCUCCCUCCUGCUCUGCUUCCUUUCCUCCUUCCUCUUCAUUGGUCGACCUACAAGGGUCACCUGCCUUCUGAGACAAAUUGGGUUUACGAUAAACUUCACUGUUGCCAUUUCCUCCAUCUUGGCCAAAACAAUCAUGGUGGUUGUGGCCUUCUUAGCCACUAAGCCGGGAAACAGGACCAGAGAACUGUUGGGGAGAAAAGGAGUAAACUCCAUUUUACUGGCCUGUCCCCUCUUCCAAAUUUUGAUCUCUACCAUUUGGCUAGGAACCACUCCCCCAUUCCCCAACUUGGAGUUCCAUUCCUUGGCCAAGGAGAUCAUAGUGGAGUGUAAUGAGGGAUCAGUCAUCAUGUUUUACACAGUCCUGGGAUGCAUGGGAUUUUUGGCCCUGGUCAGUUUUGUGAUGUCUUUCCUAGCCAGGAAACUCCCUGACAGCUUUAAUGAAGCCAAGUUUAUCACCUUCAGCAUGCUGGUCUUCUGCAGCGUGUGGGUCUCCUUCAUACCCACCUACCUGAGCACGAAAGGGAAGGCUAUGGUGGCUGUGGAGGUCUUCUCCAUUUUGGCCUCUGGUGCUGGUCUCCUGGGUUGCAUCUUCCUUCCCAAAUGCUACAUUAUUUUUCUGAGGCCUGAUCUCAAUCAAAGAGAUCACCUCCUAAGGAACAAGAAAUUGAGGAAUCUAAACCGUUGA